This is a messenger RNA of Symbiodinium natans, 1809 nucleotides long. Lineage: Eukaryota; Dinophyceae; Suessiales; Symbiodiniaceae. The record is from the annotation of a GenBank genome assembly.
AUGUGCAGGGGAAGGGCCUGCUCUGAGAGGAAAGGUCUUCGAUGGCAGCUCCUCCAGCUGUGCCUACUUGUCGCUGAGCUGGAGCUGGGCGCGGCCCAGCAGUGCAAAACGUUCACCGCCACUGUGCCAGGGGGAACCGUCGUGACGAUUGAUUGCGAGUGGUCCGUUGUGACAAUCACAUGCUACCAGUCGCAGGCAAUCCCAGACUGUCACCGCGAGGAGAUGUUCAAGACUACUUCGACGUCGUCUACCUCCACGUCGUCUAGAACCGACUCGAGAACAACCACCCAGACUUCCACCAGCAUCAGCUCCACAAAGUCAAGCUCAACUUCCACACUGUCCACUGCCACAUCAACGACUUCAUUGGUGACAAGCACCACCUCAACAAGUGUAAGUUCAAGCAUUUCAUCGACGUCCACCGUGUCCCAUACCACCACAGGCACACCAAGCAGCACCAGUUGCACCAGCAGUUCCACCGCAAGUACGUCACGAGGCCCCAACACCGUGACCACUUCUAGCAGUCGAAACUGGGCAGGAACGGCAGGGACAUCCACAGGGCCGUCCGCAGCAACAUCCACGGGGACCUCCACGGGGACCUCCACCGGGACAGCCACAAGGACAUCCACCGAGGUGGCCACUGCAAUUCCCAGCACUCCAGUGUGGACGACAACGGCCGCAACGAGGAGGACCACCGCAAGGACGACGACCAGGACGACCACGUCCACGUCCACGACGUCCACGGCGUCCGGUGGCAACAUGGUCACCCACCUUGGAUACCUGGCCCUGUCGGCAUUUGGGGUGUCCCAGCUGCAGGCGGAGCUUGCCGUCGCUGCGGUGCUCCGGGAUUACCUGCAGCUGGACGCUGACAGCGUGGCUGCAAGGGCCCGACGGUGGCAGCGGCCCCUCGCCGACAACGUUGAGGAGAUGUGGAACGUCUCAUUUUCCAUGGCAGUCCCCCCUGCCCGAGAAGAAGAACUUCUCGGCUUGCUGAGGGACUUGCUUGCGAGUGUCGAGGCCAAUGUCGCCUCUUUCUCCAAUGCUCUGAGAGAUCAACUCCGGCUCGUGGGUGCAGGUCCGUCCGGGCAGCUGAGCAUCCUUUUGUGGGUGGAGGGCUUAAGUUCUCAAGAACCGGACCCAAACAAUUCCGCAUUCAUCACGAUCGUAAGUCUGGUGAGCGGCUUGGCGCUGGCUGCACUGGUGAUGUUGGCCUCUUACGUCCUUUGGCGGCGCUGGGCCAUCUGGGAAAUGUGGGCGCCCUCUCGGUUUCAUCAGCUGCCGAAGGCCCUGUCGCAGAAGGCUCCGAUAGCGCGUGAUUUAUGGCAGCUUGAAGCCGAGCGGUGGGACAUGGCAGAGCGUGUGAUUCGGGCUUCGCAGUUCCCCUUGGCAUCGAAGUGGACGGGUGUGUGGCAGUGGGAGGGCGAUGAGGGCAAGAAAGAGGCGCGGUUCUACACCCUCAGCUUUAGCGUUGGAGGUCAGUUCUCGGGCUUCGGCAAGGGUGCCCAUGGCGACUUCACUGUCAGCGGUGGUGCGCUUGAUGCGGUGAAGGGAAUGGUAAAGUGGCGGGAGAAGGAUCUGAAGGAUCUUCACUGCAUGGAGUGCGCUGGUCAAUGGGACCUCCGUGGUCCUUUGUCUUCGCAUUCGCCGCAUUCGCCCACCCGAAUCGAGGGCAUCUUCUCGGCUUACGACAUCACAGCAGUGCCAAAGCGUGUAGGACAGGGCUGUUUCACCCUCACUGCUGACGCCGCAGGUGUUCCAGCUGUGAAGGGCCAGGCCACCAAGCCGCCCAAGCCUGUCUCAGAUCUAGUUUAA